Molecule: messenger RNA, 1509 nt
Organism: Hordeum vulgare subsp. vulgare (domesticated barley)
Lineage: Eukaryota; Viridiplantae; Streptophyta; Magnoliopsida; Poales; Poaceae
Product: WAT1-related protein At4g08290-like
Exons: 7
Coding region: 140-1237 (365 amino acids)
Cellular component (GO): plasma membrane
Molecular function (GO): transmembrane transporter activity
Source: RefSeq, a predicted model, not a curated record
AACUUAUCAAGCAGACAAGAAGGCGUGCCAGGCUAUCGGUGCUUGAUCAGCAUUCAGCAGCCACGCAUAUAGUCAGUUGAGUCGAGUAGAGGCAGUUUAGCUGGAGCUUGAUCGAGAGGGUCAGUCAGUCAGAUAGAUCAUGGAGCUCGCCGGGAGUUGGAGGAAGGCGAUGCCUUACGUGGCCAUGGUCUUCCUCCAGUUCGGCUACGCCGGGCUCUUCCUCGUAUCCGUCGCGUCGCUGCGCCAGGGCAUGAGCCACUACGUCCUCGUCGUCUACCGGAACGCCAUCGCCGCCGUCGCCAUGGCUCCCUUCGCGCUAUGGUUUGACAGGAAAACAAGACCCAAAAUGACCCUCUCCGUGUUCUACAAGAUCGUUGCCCUGGCACUACUUGAGCCUGUUCUUGAUCAGAACUUCUUCUACAUAGGAGCCCAUAACACGUCGGCGAGCUUCUCUUCAGCGCUCACCAACAUAUUGCCUGCCGUAACAUUUGUAAAUGCCAUCCUGAUCAGGAUGGAGAGAAUAAACAUAAAGGAGCGGCGGAGCCAGGCGAAGAUCGCCGGCACGCUGAUCACGGUCGGCGGAGCGCUGCUCAUGGUACUCUUCAGCGGCCCUGUCAUCAACUUCCCAUGGACCAAGCACGCCGGAAGCCACGCCGUCACCAACACAGCCAGCCACAGCAGCGGUUGCUGGCUCUUGGGCAUCUUCAUGAUCCUGUUGAGCUGCUUCUGCUGGUCCGCCUUCUUCAUACUCCAGUCACACACGUUGAGGAGUUACCCGUCCGAGCUCUCCCUGACCACGCUGAUAUGCACCACGGGCGUCGUGCAGAGCGGCGUGGUUGCGCUGGUGAUGGAGCGUGACACCAAGGCUUGGGCAAUCGGGUUCGACAUGAGGCUCUUCACGGCCGUCUACUCGGGCAUAAUGUGUUCUGGGGUUGCUUAUUAUGUGCAAGGGAUAGUUAUCCAAGAACGGGGCCCAGUGUUUAUCACCGCCUUUUGCCCUCUAUGCAUGAUCAUAGUGACUGUGCUAGGCUCUUUCAUUCUUUCUGAGGUGAUUACAUUGGGAAGGAUCACUGGUGCAAUGAUUAUUGUUGUUGGUCUCUAUGCUCUCAUUUGGGGCAAGAGCAAUGAUCAUGUGAAUCAAGUUGAACGCGAUGACAAUUUUGAAAAGCCCAACUCUUUUGAACUACCGUUUACUACUACCACCAUUACCAAAGCAAGCAACCUUGAUCACAUUUGACAAUCACCGUGGCUGCAUGCAGCAAGGAAAGCUUGAUGCAGAAUCAACUUACAAAGUGAUGGCUUGGGCUCAUCGAUCUCCCCGUGUUUCCUUGGAUAUAUUCCCGUCUCAUUAAUGUACCAAGAUGUAACUCUAGGAUGAGAUUCUCAUAUCCACGGAACUGUGUAAUAAAGCGUAUGUUUUGUUGAGUGCCUCAUUGUAAGGGGUUCGUGAAUGUUAGAGCAUCUCUGACAGCUGCCCUAAGAUUGGCACCCGAAAAGGUUUAAAACACC